CGGCGUGGGGGGGGGUCGGAGGCUUCUGGCGGGUGGCUGUGUCGGAGGCGAGAGCUCGCUCGGGCCGCGUCGCCGCCGUGUCCCCCCCGAAGCGGACGGAGAGCCAGGGCGCAGCGGGGGGGGAGAGAGACAGGGCUGCCGUCUUGCACACGUUCACGUCGUCGUGAGGAGUGCAGCCCGGACUCUCCCGCAGCCUCUCUCCGGCUCCCUUUCUCGCACGCCUCGAGGCGGCGACGCCGGCGGCGGCCAGCGAGACAACAUCGCACCUUCCCUUGACCCCUUUCCCGCGUCCCCCCAGACCCCAAGCCCCAGAGGGCCCAGGCAGCGCCCCACCCCCGCCCGUCCGCUCGCUCCGCCGCCGCCAUGUCGGCGCAGGCCCAGAUGCGCGCAAUGCUGGACCAGUUGAUGGGCACCUCCCGGGACGGGCCCUGGUGGUGGCAACCGCCUGUGUGCCACUGAAAAUCGUGCCGAUGCCUGGCAUACUGCAUAAAUGGAAGCAGGGUACCGCCCUUCACAGUUGUUGAUCACAUAACAUGGUCAUCCACUCACAGCUUAUAAAAAUACAGGGAGCAUCGGAGAGAAUGGGUUCAAUGUAUCUAUGCCUGCCUACUUCAGUCUGCAAGGGAGUGUCAGAAAGGCCCCGCAUUCGCCGAGCCGAGAUACUACUCGUCAACGAAUAAAAUUCAGUGAUGACAGAGUAUGCAAGAGCCACCUUCUCAACUGUUGUCCACAUGAUGUCCUUUCUGGAACUAGAAUGGAUCUUGGCGAAUGCCUCAAAGUCCAUGACCUGGCUUUAAGAGCAGAUUAUGAAAUUGCAUCCAAAGAACAAGAUUUUUUCUUUGAGCUUGAUGCCAUGGAUCAUCUGCAGUCCUUCAUUGCAGAUUGUGACCGAAGAACUGAAGUGGCUAAGAAAAGAUUAGCAGAAACUCAAGAAGAGAUUAGUGCUGAAGUAGCUGCAAAGGCAGAACGUGUUCAUGAAUUAAAUGAAGAAAUUGGUAAAUUGUUAGCCAAGGUGGAACAACUCGGAGCUGAAGGAAAUGUGGAAGAAUCCCAGAAAGUAAUGGAUGAAGUAGAGAAAGCCCGGGCAAAGAAAAGAGAAGCAGAGGAGGUUUAUCGGAAUUCUAUGCCGGCUUCCAGUUUCCAGCAGCAGAAACUAAGAGUCUGUGAAGUCUGCUCUGCCUACUUAGGGCUUCAUGACAAUGACAGACGACUGGCUGACCACUUUGGGGGAAAACUGCACCUGGGAUUUAUUGAAAUAAGAGAGAAGCUUGAAGAAUUAAAGAGAGUUGUGGCUGAGAAGCAGGAGAAAAGAAACCAGGAACGCCUAAAACGAAGAGAAGAGCGAGAAAGAGAAGAAAGGGAGAAGCUGAGAAGGUCCCGAUCACAUAGCAAGAAUCCUAAAAGAUCCAGGUCCAGAGAGCACCGCAGGCAUCGUUCUCGCUCCAUGUCGCGAGAACGGAAGAGGAGGACUCGAUCCAAGUCUCGGGAGAAACGCCACCGCCACAGGUCCCGCUCCAGCAGCCGCAGCCGCAGCCGCAGCCACCAGAGGAGUCGGCACAGUUCUCGAGAUAGGAGCAGAGAACGAUCCAAGAGGAGAUCCUCAAAAGAAAGAGUCAGAGAUCAAGACUUAGCAUCACGUGACAGAGAUCGAAAAGAUAAGAAGAGGUCCUAUGAGAGUGCUAAUGGCAGAUCAGAAGACAGGAGAAGCUCUGAAGAGCGUGAAGCAGGGGAGAUCUAAUUAGCUGUGCACACACCUUCCCUCCUCAGGCUUCCUGUGGAGCUCCUGUUGUGUAGCUGGCAGCUGUUCAGGGCGCCGCAGGGAGCAGUUCCAGAGAGCGAUUCAGUUAGAUGUGCAGGAGCUAACAUGACCUCAACUCCACCUGUUCCCCUUCGUGAAGCCUAAAACUGCAUCCAUAGUUUCUGGUGAACCUGUAAUACAAUUCUAAAAGUACAAUUUUUUAUAAGACAUUGAUCUCUUUAUUCUUUCAAGUAGGAGUGCUAGUGAAUGAAUUGUUGAUUUGCCUUGGGACUUUUUGAACAUUUGUAAUAUGCUGUCUUCCUUUCUAGUCCAAACAGCAGCAGCUUUGAGAAUUAACUCUGAUUAUUUUCCUCUGACUUUUGUAUUCCCCUAAUACCUCCACCCUCCAACUAUAGAAGAAAGAGGGUGGGAAGCAAUGUAACUUCUGUUCUGAGAGUCUCUUCCCACUAUUAGUUACUAGCUGCUUACAGUUCAGAGUGUUUCUACUGGAAUGUGUGCUGGAGAAAUUGCAAAUACUGGGUUGGUUUGUUUAAUGAUAUUUAGAGUUGGAAUUUGAGCAGCUGUUGCAUUACAUAGUUUUGUUUUUAUUGAAAAUUUGAAAUCAAACUUGAUUUUUCUGUUCUAAUGAAUUACUAUGUUCAGGAUGUUCUAAGGGGGGUGGGGAAGGGACUGUUUAAUAAGCACUUCCUGUUUUGUUUCUGUGAAGUAUAAAGGCUACCCUUAUGUAAAAAAAAAAAAACAAUAAAAUGAAACAAUCACCACCACCGCCACCACCGCUGAACUGUAACUUGUCUAGUAAAGUGUCAGUAGAAAUAUUGCUGUGGGCAUUUCCACUAUUUCUGUUACAGCAUUAGCAGUGCCUUAUUGUGCAAGGCACCAAAGGAAAUAAAUAUAUACUUGGGAAGAUUCCAGAUGACUUGUUGAUCCCCCUGGGCUCACUCUUCCCGAUUCUGCUCUGGUUAUUUCAGGCUGUUUCUGACGGCCUCUGUAGAGGGCUGCAUCUGCAGAAGAAAUUGGGGUAUUUUUGUUGCUGUUUUCAUUCAACAAGCCUAAAUAAAAAAUGGUAUAUAUAAUUAA
Messenger RNA from Ochotona princeps (American pika), 2836 nucleotides. It is a transcript of the gene LUC7L2, whose product is annotated as LUC7 like 2, pre-mRNA splicing factor. The record is from RefSeq and is a predicted model, not a curated record. The transcript is spliced from 13 exons. NCBI's taxonomy places the organism in Eukaryota, Metazoa, Chordata, Mammalia, Lagomorpha, Ochotonidae. Bases 599 to 1738 code for a protein of 379 amino acids. Gene Ontology annotation, cellular component: U1 snRNP; U2-type prespliceosome. Gene Ontology annotation, biological process: mRNA splice site recognition. Gene Ontology annotation, molecular function: mRNA binding.